AUGGCGCAAUUAGCCGCUAUCCCUGAUGGGCCAGAGUUCGAGCCCACGUUGAGCGAACAGGUGGAGAACGUUCUGCAGGAGAUCAACGUCAAGGAGCGGCCGUCCUCCGUGGGUAAGCUCUACCAGUGGAUACUAAAGAACCCGGGGCCCGAGGCAGCCGCCACGGCCGCCUUCGCGGUGAAGGUGGCAACCACGGCAAAGGAGUCCGCGGAAAGGCGGCUGAGCCUCCUCUACGCGACCCACGAGCUGUUCCGGCAGACCAGCAAGAACCUGGACAUGGACUUCGACUAUGAGGCCUGGACGGAAGCGGUCAGAGCCCUCGUGCCGUGGACGGUACGCAAGCAGAAGAGCGAGGUCGACAAGGCGAAGAUCAUCAAGUCGGUGUUGAAGACAUGGGUAACCUCCGGUUGGUUCAAGAAAGACUUCGUGGAAGGGCUUCUUCCCGGAAGAAACAUCGUCAAGAGGGUCUCCCCUCCAGCCUUGUCCCCCGCCGCCGCCCCUGCUGCAGAUUCCGGGGGCCGCAGGAGACGACAAAGUAGCGGCGGCGUCGGCGGCGGUGCCGACGGCAGCAGCGGUCGGGGGGCGGGGGGUGGAGGGAAGCGUCAGCGCACUUCGUCGGUGGCGGCAACCGCCGCCGCGGCUGCCGCGCCCGAAAAUGGUAGCGGUAACGCUAUCAAGAGAGGUCGCGUCGACGGCGGGGGCGGUGGCAGCAGUAGCGUCAACAACGGCGCCGUUGUCGCCGCCGCCGCCGCCGCCGCCGCCGGCCCGUGGGUAGAGCAGGACCGCGAGUCGUCGGCGUUCCACCCGGUCGAUGACACCGCCCGCGCCGGCUACUCGCCGAUCCCCAGCGGUGGCGGCGGCGGUGGCGGCGGUGGCGGCACGCCUCAACCCGGUGACGUAGAGCUUGCCCCGCCAACCGUGGGGGAGCUAGAGGCGGCCGUGGCGGAGAUGUCGGCGUUGACAAAAGCAGUCCAGGCGGAUGCCGCCGCCGCCGCUGAGGGGGCGGGGGGGGCAGGAGGAGGGACUAACACCGUAACGCCUUCGCCGGAGGGAAACCGCGCGGACGGUGAUGGGGCAGGGGCCGCCACGGCUGCGGGCGAGAGCCCUCAAGAGCUUCAGCGGAAGGCGUUGUCGUUGACGCUGGACGGGUGCGGGCUGAUUCGUCGAAUAGGGAAGGCUAUGAGGUUCCCGGGGAGGGUGAUGCUGACCGCGUUUCACCUCUUCCACCACUACCAGUGGUGCGGCUUGGUCUCGUCGUUCAAGUUCUCGCCGCCGAAGCUCCCCGCGGUGUGCCUCGCCUGCCUCCUGGCGGCGACGAAGGCCGAGGACUGCAACGCGAAGCUGGAAGUGAUGUUGCAUCAGAUGAGGCAGCUGGAGCCGAUCCUGCCCCCGCUGGAGGGGAUCUUCCCGCUCGGACAGCGCCCGACCUCCAAAGAGGUGGUGAACUAUGAGUACAAGCUGCUUCUGUCGCGCGGGUUCGAUCUCGAGGUGGUGCACCCCACGGAACAAAUCUCAGCGUUCCUGGUGCUGACGGGCGCGCCUUUGCAGGUUGGCGACCUUGCAUACCAGGUGCUGUGCUCUCGAGUGUACACGGACUCGACGCUUUGUUUGGAGGAGGAUCCGCUAUCGUGCCUCUGCGCUGCGGUGCAGUUUGCCCUCCUGGGCCCUGUGCCAACCGACGACCCCCUCGGAGACGUGCGCACGAGCGCCCUGGAGACCUGGCCGAUGCUGUUCGGAGCCAGCAAGCCGGGCCUGCUUCCGUUCACGGACCGCCUCGUGCAGUGCGCGCGGGACCUCGGAGAGAUAGCGCCGUGCCAGACGUUCAUGAUACCUCGGGGGUCGGAGCAGACCGCCAGCAACUCGCGCUACGGCAUGCCCGGUUCCCAGCAGUCGAGGGCUUCUUCUUCUUCGUCGGCGGUGGGGAGGGCAGGGGGAGGGGUGGGCGGCGGAAGCGGAAGUGCCAAGAAGAGCCCGCAUGCCGCCAAGACCCCCGAGCGCUCCCGCAGCGGCAGGCGUUCGAGCAAAGUCCAGGCCGGCGGCGGCGGUAGCGGCGGGCGGCAGAAGGCCUCGGGGGCUUCGUCUUCUUCUUCCUCCUCGUCGUCGUCGCGGCGGAAGAAGGAGGCCCGCGGCGGCGCAGGCGCGACGGGGGGAGACGGCGCCGCUGCCGCUGUCGCUACGGCUACUGUAGCCGGGUCGUCGUCGUCGUCGUCAGGAGCGGCAGCAGCCGUGGUAGUGCUGCCCGUGCCGGCUGCCGCAACAACGGCCGCAGCCGCUGCUACGGUAGUCAAGACGGAGGGCGGCGGGGCGGCGGCGGCGGCGGCGGCAGCGAAGGAGAAGAAGGAGGACGUCUUCCCGCCGGACAUCGUAGUCACGGGGGAGCCUGCGGUGGAGGGCGGCGGCGGCGGCGGCAGCAGCGGCGCAGAGAGCGGUGGCGGCCUCGUGAUCGAGCCUCCCCAGCAGCACUACAAGGGCGAGGACAUGGGCUACCCCGCGGCCGAAGACAACGACGCCGUCGGGGGUGUGGUCGAGCCGUACCACGAAGCGGAGGGGCAGCAGCCGUACGGCGAGCAACAGGAGGGCUACGCCAGCGGUGACGGCGGGGGGCUGACCGGGAGCGGGGUUCCCUUGGCGGUCGCACAAGCCGAGAGAAGGAACGGCCCCUACGACGAUCACCGGCACCAGCAGCAACACCCCGUCGAAGUGAUGCGGUACGACCAUCAACAGCCGGUUCAGCUAGAGCUCCCCUCUGGGGGUGUUUCGCACGGCGAGGAAGACGGCGAUUCGGUGGGGCACGAUAGGAAUUACCCCGAGGGGGGUGCGCCGGCGGCGGCGGCGGCGGAAGAGACCUACGCGGAGCGACCGCCAGCCAGCGAGGGGAUGGGGGUGGUGGCUGACGACAUUCUCGGGGGGUGGCAGCAGCAGCACCAACACCAAGGAGCACCAGGGCAUCAAGCGCUGGGCGAUCGUGCGUGGGAAGGCGGCAGUGGCGAGGAGGCGCUGGGGGAGGUUGCUGUAGGAGGGGGGGGGCGCGGCAGCGGCGGUCGGGGGGAGAGACAGUCGCCGUCGGAGUACGCGGAAGCGGAGGAACUCCUGCCCCACCACCACCAUCAGCAGCAGCCCGUGUUUGCACACGGCCCCGCGGGGCCAGCAGAUCAGGAGUGGGAUGACGGGGUAGGGGUUACUCCGGGAGACGACGCCUCGGAGGGCGUGUGGCCACGAUGA
Ectocarpus siliculosus is the source of this 3222-nucleotide messenger RNA. The record is from the annotation of a GenBank genome assembly. NCBI's taxonomy places the organism in Eukaryota, Phaeophyceae, Ectocarpales, Ectocarpaceae.